GGCAAAAGCUCACGUUCGCCCUCGAGUGCAGCAGCAACGCAAGCCGAGCCUUCGUUGAUGGCUGCUGCGAUACGAGUGCUUGUGUUGAUCUCGCAUGAAUAAUGAUGCAAGUCAAGACCUGUCGCCUUCGGCUUCGGGAUCCCAGCUCUGCCGAACACGGGAGGCGGACGCGAGUGGAGCGGGCAAGCCACAGCGUGGCGUCCGUCCGCCACUGCUCACGUAAUCCAACACCAAGUUUUCCUCCGCUGGGACUCCACGAUCCGCCGCCGCCGUCGCGUUCAAACCCGGUCGCCGAUUAGUCCCCGCCGAAGCUGCGAUCAGCCUGUCCGCGCAAUCAUGGCUUCUCUGCAGCGUGCCCUCCCGCCGCCGACGAUCGACCUGCUUUUGAACUUGAUCGAUACCCGGCCGAAUUCAGUCCUCACCUCGCUCUCCCAGCACCCUCAGCUCGCCGCAGCUUCCGAUGCGCACGGCUACUCGCUCGUCCACGCCGCCGCGUCCUACAAUCAACUCGAGGUUCUCCGCGAGCUCAUCCAAAAGUACAAGGUGAACGUGAACAUGCUGGACGAGGACGGCGAGACCCCGCUGUUUGCGGCGGAGAAUGCAGAAGUAGCGAGAUGCUUGGUUGAAGAGCUGGGUGUAGACUGGGGGAUUAGGAAUGCUGACGGGAAGACCGCUGAAGAGAAGAUUGCGGAAGAAGAGGGUGAGGCCCAUGCGGUGGGUCAAUAUCUCAAAAGUGUGCGGACGGGCGGGCAGGUAGCGAGCAGCGCAGCCGUAGAGGUCGAGGGUGUCCAUCCGCCCCCACCGUUGCCCGAUGGCGUGAAGGUCAAUGUUGGUACCAUGGCGGAGGAUGACGCGGGGGAGGCGCCAGACCCUGAGAUCCGACGGAGGAUAGAGGAGCUAGCGGCGCGCGAUGACUUCCAGACGGAAGAGGGGCAAAGGCAGUUGCGAGAGCUGGUGUCCGAAGUUGUGGGCGACAUGAGCUCGGAUCAAGCGGGCCGCAGCGUGAGGAGGAGAGUUGAUUGAGAAUGAAAUGAGGCUCUUGGCGGAACCGUAACCGCCUGAUUGCCACUAUCCCGAGUGAACCGCCGGUAUGCCAAGUAUACCACGGGCUUCAGGAACUCCGAGUCUCCUGAAUAACACAAGGGCUAAUCGUGGGUGUCUGUAAAACCCUCGACUACCGUUGGGCUGGGAAGUCAUUCCUCCCCUGCCACCAGACGUCCGAUCGCUCGCAACGGCAAUCAGACGCUCAUCACCAUGCCGUACUCUCACCUAUGGGUAGUGCAUAUGUUCUGAUGAAGGUAGCAUAUACUUUCCUAUCAAAAUCCAGUUACAAGUCAAUAGGACGAUUCGAUGCUACCGGCCAAGGCCGGAACACCGAACAGCCACUCCACUGCAUUCCCC
Molecule: messenger RNA, 1401 nt
Organism: Trematosphaeria pertusa
Lineage: Eukaryota; Fungi; Ascomycota; Dothideomycetes; Pleosporales; Trematosphaeriaceae
Exons: 1
Coding region: 337-1023 (228 amino acids)
Molecular function (GO): protein binding
Source: RefSeq, a predicted model, not a curated record